GACGUUCUCGGUUGUCCGAACACUUACUUGCACCGCCCGUUCGUGUACAUCAUAAUAUUGUUAUUACACCGAUCAUUUGAAAAACAAAAUAAAUCGUUGCGACCGUGAAUAUCUUGUUUCUGAAAAUAUUCCGCGCCGACAUCAUCAAUCACAUUAAACAGAAAUAAUCGUUUAUUUUAUGUAUAAAUGUAUAUAUAAAUUGUUAUGAGUUAUUGAAAUAGGUACAUAAAUUAUUAUUUAUCGACUAUUAGUAAACCGACAUGUCGGUUUGUCGUCGAUGUACCUAGCGGUUAUCAUCAAUUACUUCGUUGUUGCGAGUGUUGUUUUAGCCAAAAAAAUCUCGCAGAACAUUUUUUUCGCUGCGUCUCCGUCACGCGUGUGUAGUGGUGCAUCGUUGUUCCCGUCCGUUUCGCGUGAAUUAUAAUAAUAAUAAUAUUGUUGUUUCGUUUUAUUCUGUUUAUAUAUUAUUUUAUAUAUAUUUUUUUCGACGUCUAUUGCGCGUGCGUGCGUUCGAUUGUUGUGUUUGUGCGUGGUGCAUGUGAGUGUACCGCAACCACCGCCACUACCACCGACGAGAAAGAGGAGGAAGACUUCGACAGUGCACUGAUGAAAUCGACGUCGCAUCCCGGAUACCUUUCAUCUACACGACCGGUCAGAGAUAAGUUAUGAUACCAGUUUUAUGAUAUCCGACAGAUACGAACAAGUCCUGAGUCUUGGCCCGGUUUGCACCGACCAAUAACACUAAAAUGGUGGUAGAUCAUAGUGGAUCAAACAGUCCAGACACGAAAUACAAUAAUGGCAGGGUAAAAAACCAAGAAACUAUCGAUCUCAAAAUUAGAAGCGAGACGUUAGAUAGAUACGAAAAAAAAUUAGAUGCUAUCGAAAAUGGUUCUUUUCCCCCCACUAAGGAGGUUGCAGAUUUUGAACAAGCAAUUGAACUUACAGGUUAUGGAAAAUUCCAUUAUUUACUGUUGGUCGUGUGUGGUUUUGUUAGCACCAGUGAAGAAAUGGAUGUUAUAUGUAUGUCAUUCAUAUUACCAUCAGCCCAAUGUGAUCUUAAGCUAAACACGUCCUCCAAAGGAUGGCUAAAUUCAAUUAUAUUUAUUGGUAUGAUGGCUGGUGCAUACAUUUGGGGUUCACUAGCUGAUGCAUUGGGUCGUCGUAAAGUAUUGAUUGUUAUUAGUUUUAUGAACGCUCUAUGUAUUGUAGCAUCUACUUUUGCCCAGUCUUAUGGUGUAUUCAUGUUCUUCAGAUUUUUAAAUGGAGCUGCAUUGGGCGGCAGUGGCCCAGUUAUAUGGUCAUACUUUGCUGAAUUUCAGCCUAAAAACAAACGUGGUUCAAUGUUGAGUUCGAUGGCAGCAUUUUGGACUCUUGGGAAUUUGUUUGUAGCAUCAUUAGCAUGGAUGAUCAUACCACAAGAUAUUGGCUUUAGGUCUCCUACCUUUUUAUAUAACUCUUGGAGAAUAUUUUUGGCCAUAUGCUCCAUCCCUAGUGUACUUGUUGCUGUGUUCCUGUUUUUUUUACCAGAGAGUCCAAAGUUUCUAUUGACUCGUAAUGAUCACAAAAAAGCAUUAGAAGUAUUCAAGCAAAUUUACGCUACUAAUACAGGAAAUGAUCCUGAAAUGUAUCCAGUUAAAUCAUUGAUAACUAAAUCAAAUGCUAUUGAACAUGAUAGUACAAAAAGUAUUUCUUUUAAAAAUAUGACUGAAGAAGUAGCUCAUAAUACUAAGAUGAUAUUUAUGCCACCAAUAUUAAAGUAUACGUGGAUAUCUAUAGUGAUCAACCUCAGUUUUCAUAUUGGUUAUUAUGGUCUUAUGAUGUGGUUCCCAGAGCUAUUUAAUAGAUUUGAUGAAUAUGCUCGAGCACAUAAUGGUAGUGAACAAGCACUCGUGUGCGAGGUGACUGAAUUUGUAGUUAAGACAGGAUCACACUCCCAUGUGGACCUAUGUUCAGACAAAAUCGAAAGUGGCGUUUUCCUUGAAUCAUUUAUUACAGUAGCAGCUGCUAUUCCUAGCAAUAUAUUUGCAGUGUUGGGAAUGGAUACAUUAGGCAGAAAAUUCUUUUUAGUAUUCAGUACAAUGGCAUCUGGAAUAUGUGCUGUUGGUUUGUCACUAAUUACAAGUAAAAGACAGAAUUUAAUAGUAUCUGCUAUUUUUAGUAGUGCUAUUAGUUGUGGUAAUGCUGCUUUAGAUUGUUUGAUUACAGAAAUUUUUCCUACAAAUUUAAGAGCUACGGGAAUGGCCAUAUCAAUGGUAGCCGCCAGACUUGGAGGUAUUAUUGGAAAUAUUGUUAUCGCUGCGCUUCUUGAUCUAUAUUGUCCCUUACCUACUUACAUUGUAGCUGUGCUCCUAAUAGGUGGAGGACUUUUGUGCCUCUUGUUGCCUAACACCACAAGAGAACCAUUAACGUGACCUAUUUAUGAAAAAAGAUUAGAAACAGAUUUAAGUCUAUCAUUAUUAUUUUACUUUCAUUUAUCGACAUGACAUUUUGUUAGUUUUAAAACCUCUAUAGACACAUAAUAUGCGCACUUAUUUAUACAUAUAAAAAAAAAUUCUUUUAAUAUAAUUGUAUUAAUUUGU
This is a messenger RNA of Melanaphis sacchari, 2579 nucleotides long. Its product is annotated as synaptic vesicle glycoprotein 2B. Gene Ontology annotation, molecular function: transmembrane transporter activity. The transcript is spliced from 14 exons. The record is from RefSeq and is a predicted model, not a curated record. Bases 747 to 2411 code for a protein of 554 amino acids. Gene Ontology annotation, biological process: transmembrane transport. Gene Ontology annotation, cellular component: membrane. NCBI's taxonomy places the organism in Eukaryota, Metazoa, Arthropoda, Insecta, Hemiptera, Aphididae.